ACGGUAAUUAUGAAUACGACGAGCGGCACGAGGGAAUGUACAGGCCGGACGACGGUAAAUCGUCGGGUAGCGGGCCUCGUCACUUCCGUUCAUCAACUACCAUGGAGCCUGUGGAACCGUGGAUGCUUCCUGAAGUUCAAGAACACUUCGCCCGGUUAAUCUCACCGAACUGCACGCGAUCGCAUCGGGAACCUAUGUUCAAUAUGCAAAGCUCAGCAAUACCGAAGUGUAACGUCGUGAAAAAGGAAAAUGAAGCUGUUUGCUCGAGUCUCCAAUCAAAUUGGAACGAAGGCUCGAAAAAGCGACGUCAAAAAAUUAGUCCGAAGAAGAACAAAAAAGUUGGAUUACAUGAUGAAUUACUUUCAAUUCAUAAAUCGAAAACCCAUAAUGGACCACCUGAGAAGUCGAUCGAAAUGUUCGCCCGUCAUCGUCGAUACAUCAUCGAAACCGCCGCAGAGAUGCAACUGGAGUCUCGAAUCGGGAGCGAUGCUGUGCGCAAUAUAUGGAACUCUGAAAAGCUCCAUCAACCGCAACAGCAACACCAGCAAAAUCAUCAGCGAAUCGCGCGACAAACGCAGCCAACCGUCCAGAAUCAUCAACAACAAUUUUACUGCACCUUGCAGUAUCAACCUCUGCUUCUGAGAUCAGAGUAUCAGAGAAGGAUGUUGCAAUCAUCAGCUCAACCACCACCGCCACCUCCAUCACUUCCGAUUUUAAGCGCCGAGGUGCCAGAAUUCUUCCCAAAAUCGAAUUUACCUUCGAUAACAGCCUACAGCAUGAAUAAUAGCGAUAAGAAUCGCAGGGCUUGUCAGAUUCGUUACUUUCCGUCCUUGAAUGACAGAAAUUAUCAGACCGAUCUAUUUCCUUACAAUAGACCGCAACACGAGAUCGCGACGAGCGUUUUUCCGAACACCAGAAUGUCUAUCCUACCAGCGACCGAAAGCAACACGUUCCGUUCACCCCAGGAAUGGAUCCAAAGGAUCGCACCACCGGUGCAGUUACAAUUAACAGCGUCUUCUUCGUCACCUCUGCCGAUCUGCACGUCCUUGCGAUCGAUUCACGACGCUGCGAUCGUUCACCGUCCUUUGCAGAUAUACGAGAAAUUUUUGCCCUACACCCAACCGAAUCCGACGACAUCCAUACCCGUGUAUCAACGACCAAUGGAGUUGUACCAGGAACCGACGUCAAAGCGAAAAAGUCAGGGGGUCGACUUCAACAACCUCAUACUGUUGACGAAAAAUAACAUCAAGACGCGACGUUCGAAGAACACAGCUCAACAACCCUUCCUCCUGGAGUCCUCCAAGCAGAAUCUGAGAACUUCUCACAAUCAGUCUUCCAGUCGCAACAUGCAAGUGCAGUGGUUCGACAAGGAUCGUGGCACGAAGGGGUCAAAGGAGGUCGUGACCGUGAACGCAUUGGUAUCCGAAUUGCGCAGCUUCGAGGAGAAGUACGAAUGUUGCAGAGGAGCCGGCACCAGCUGGAGAACCGCCGUUGAGAAUCAACAAAGACCGUCCGAGAGUUCGAGAUCAAGAAAUAAAAUUUUCGGCGGCGACAGCUCGAGAUGUAGAACCUCGGAUGCCGAAGAGAGGAACAGGAGGACUAAACGGCCGCUUUACAGAGACGUCCUGGCGAACGCCUCGAGCGGAGGAAUCCUGGAGAACGUCUUCGAGAAAAGAUACGACGAACUCGAGCAACAAGCGAUGGAACAGUACAGAAACUCGGAAGAGUCGCUGGCCCUCAAAUACCAGGAAUUGGAACGUCAAGCGAUGGAGCAAUAUAGAAAUAGUACAGCAGGUGAGAGGCGUUUGGUAUCUUCCGAGGACCAAGAUUGCCUCGAUGGACAGAGAUGUUCGGGACAUGGACAAUGCAGUCCUUCCAGAGAACGUCCAGAAAAAAAGAGUAAAUUCGACAUGAAAUGUUCUUGCUUUCCGCAAAUCACCCUGUUGAAACCGAAAGGUAAAUCUCUGCCGAACGUCUUUCGCGGAUCAUCGUGUAAUGAUAAUCAACAACCAGCCAUAGCUUCGAGAAGCUUAUCUGCCUUGACUGACAGACCACCGAAGGAAUCGAAAAACAUAUGUAAGGGUGCAUCAGGAGAUAAAAUCGAUACAAAUGUCUCAGUUCGGACAUCAUCGAAGCGGCAUCUGAUACUGAUGUCACCCUUCGAGCGCAAAUCAGAGGCCAGACGAAUAAUGAAGACGGAUUUACGAGAGAUUUGUUCACUUUCCGAAGCGAGAAGAAACGUGCUUGGAUAUUAUCGGACCUCCGAAAUCGCUCGGGAUGGCAGCGGGGAAAACAUAACGAUCAUACAGUCACCCAGCACAGAAGUUUGGUUGUCUGGAUUCUGGACUACCUGAAGAGAAAAGUCAAUUAAAUGAGUCUUCUUGAAAAUGAUUGAAAGUUUGAAACUAUUUGAUGACGACGUUGAUUAGUUACUUCUGAGAAAUUUUUGAGAAUCAAGAAAAGCAAAUAUGUGAUAUAAUUGACAUAAAUAUAUAUUAUGCAAAUAUAAUAAUAUAUGAAAGAAAAGUUAUCGCGCAUAAUCAUGCGAUAUGCAUUAUAUAUACUGAUAUAUUAUACAAUCGACGAUUUACAU
Molecule: messenger RNA, 2593 nt
Organism: Nylanderia fulva
Lineage: Eukaryota; Metazoa; Arthropoda; Insecta; Hymenoptera; Formicidae
Source: RefSeq, a predicted model, not a curated record